UGUGUCGUUGUUCGCUCUGUAUCAUGGUAUUUGUCAUGGUAUUGGAUUUCUCCAGAAUCGCAUACCCCACUUUUAUUAUGCUGCUACAUCAGCUUCCACUCUUCUGGGGAGACUUUCCACAAGGUCCUGGCUGGUGUGCCUGCAUGUGCCAUCCCACCUCUGCAGCUCAUCCCGAAUGCAGCUGCUUGGCUGGUCAAAGUUCUCUCUAGCAACUCUAGUCUAGACAGAACAUCAAACACUUAACAACAAGGCUCAGGGUUCAGAAACGUUGAGAGUGUGAGAAUUUUUCCUGUUUUUACAUAUGCUGGUCUGUACAUUGUGAGGCAUGUGACCUUAUACAGUAUGAACAGCCUAUGGGGCAGGACCUAAGGUUCUAUACUUGCAUACUUGAUAUAUAAAGAGGGCCUGAUGUUAGAGUGAGAGCUACUCUGUGACUGGCCUUCUGACUUACAGGAUGAAUACCCUCCAGGCUCUGUUUCUCUUGGCUGUAAGCCUCACUGUUGCCCAGUCCUUGGACUACAAGGCACUCAACCAAUUUAGAAGGAUGAUCCUGUGUCUGAUGCCUGAUAGCUGGCCUGUUUUUGACUACUCCGACUACGGCUGCUACUGUGGAAAAGGAGGCUCUGGCACACCUGUGGAUGAUCUGGAUAGGUGUUGCCAAGUGCAUGACCAGUGUUACAGUGAUGCUAUGCAACACCCUGAGUGCUGGCCCAUCUUCGACAAUCCUUACACCGAAUUCUAUGACUACAGCUGUGACGAGGAAAACAAGAAGGUCACCUGUGGCAACAAUAACGACGAAUGUGAGAUGUUCAUCUGUGAGUGUGACAGGAAGGCCGCUGAGUGUUUUGCCAAAUCACCUUGGAACCCUGAGCACGAGCACCUGCCCAGUGACCGCUGUCAGUAAAGACCACACAACUGUAUCAAAUUAGGAAUUUAUGCUUCGGCAUAAAAUAUCAGUUUUUCAGUUUUCACAAUAAUUUUGUUGAGGAUCCUUUGUCAUGGUUUUGGGUUUGUGUUCAGUCAUUUUCUAUUUUAUUUUGAAAUAGUCUCCUUCCCUCAUGUCUUUUAGUUUUGCUUCCUGUCUUUGAUUGCUUUGAUUGUUUUCAUCUGUGUCUUGAUCAGUUUUACCUGUGUCUUGUGUCCCCCCCCCUAGUUGUGUGUAUUUAAGUCUGUGUCUUCCUUUGUUCUGUGUCAGCUCAUUGUUGUACUUGUGUUAAGCUUCCCAACCCUAAUUUUCUGUGUUUUGGGAUUUAUGCUCUGUUCCUCGUGGACUUUGUUUGUGGACUUGGAAUUUGGACUUUGCAAGCUCUGUUUUUGGACUUGUUUACUUAUUUUGGACUGCUUACCUGGUUGUGACCCCUGCCUCCCUGUAACCCGAGUAAGCCUUGUACAUUUCAUUAAAAAUCGUUGAACUGAACCUA
This is a messenger RNA of Siniperca chuatsi (mandarin fish), 1421 nucleotides long. RefSeq names its product phospholipase A2-like. The transcript is spliced from 4 exons. Gene Ontology annotation, molecular function: phospholipid binding; calcium ion binding. The record is from RefSeq and is a predicted model, not a curated record. Bases 455 to 904 code for a protein of 149 amino acids. Lineage: Eukaryota; Metazoa; Chordata; Actinopteri; Centrarchiformes; Sinipercidae. Gene Ontology annotation, biological process: arachidonate secretion; phospholipid metabolic process; lipid catabolic process.